Messenger RNA from Folsomia candida, 1278 nucleotides. RefSeq lists its product as uncharacterized. The transcript has 4 exons. The coding region runs from base 1 to 1125 and encodes 374 amino acids. The record is from RefSeq and is a predicted model, not a curated record. Lineage: Eukaryota; Metazoa; Arthropoda; Collembola; Entomobryomorpha; Isotomidae.
AUGGAAUCCGAAAAAUAUCCUGUCAUCCGUCUCAUAAUUGACCCUAAAAUAGAAGAAAUGCUUCCCAAUAACACCAAAACUAAUAAAGGACCUUCACCGUUCCCCCAGAGAUCCUUUAUGAAAAAUUGUUUCAUCUGCGAGAAAUCACAAAUUGAGAAUUCUGGGCAAGGACAGGAGUUAGAGAAAGAACGGGCCGAGCUGUUAAAAUUGUUGGUGGUAAAUUCAGAGAUGCGACUAAUGGAAGUUCAUCCCUUGACUUUCGACGCCCAGAGUGACACGACCUGUACAAAUUGCCACACAGCGAUGGAUGCAGUUUGGCAGCUGCAUAAGCAAAUGGAGGCCGUGAUUCGGGAAAUUGACGGUAUCGUUAGAAAAGUUAGAAAUACGAUGGAACAACGCGAAAUUGUCGAAGGGGAUGGUCAAAUAGUGGACGUGUCGUCGUCUUUUGGAUAUUUUAAGAAAUUAGAGGUGAAUUUGGUUGAUGACCUAAACUGUGAGACAACUGCAUCCGCCGACCAGAUUUGUACCAAUAGGGAUAAAGGCGUUUCUGGAAAAUCGACCAACACUGAGAAAAUGGAUGAGGAAGUUGAUCCGAUUCCCAAACUUGCCAGGCGGAGCGUUCGUUGCGAAAAUCAAGCCCCUAAAAAACCUUGUGAUGAACCACGGCAGAAAAAAUCAAACCACAAGUUGCCAAUCCCGCUGCCAACAGUUGUAUGCGCUUCGAAGGUCAAAAGGAACGAACACCCUAAAAAGAUGCGUCGUCAGUGUGCGGGUUGCAAUAACUUGUUCAAAUCACCAGGGCAUCUCGAACGCCAUAUUCGUUUGCGUAUCUGCGAAAAUAAGAAAUACCGGAGGAGGGAGAGACGAUCAAAGGCGAAGAAGGGGGCAUCAGAAUAUAAGAUUGAAUUAGGGCUUACCAUUACCCUGAAGGACUAUCCCUUUAAAUGCAUAAAUUCCCUCUGUGGACAAUCUUUUAAGAAAAACGAGCAUUUAGCGGACCACCUAAUUCAGUGUGAAAAACGGGCAUGUCUUGGCUGCCACGUGUCCAUCCCUCGUGCUGAGUUCGAGCGUCACCUGGGUUCCUGUGUGAAAGCCAAGUUAUUACAGACAGCAAUGGAGGCAUAAAUAAUUGGGGCUUUGAUCGUCGCCAACUGUCCAUUAUUCAGAAUUAUUCAGAUUCUCAAAAAAAUAUUUGAGAACUGGAUAGCGUACUCAGGAGUGAAUGGAUUUGAGAUUAUUUAAAAUGUUGUGUCCAGCAGUAAGAUCGCCUAAUUUAAA